CAAGGUGUCCAAGAAGAUCCAGCAGGACAAGGAGAGAGGAGAUGAGGAAGGGGUAGCAUGGUCCAUUCGGGUUGGAUGUACCAAAAUAAGUGACCACAAAGGGCGAUGGGAACCGGACAGGGAUUUCACACAAGACCGCUGUUGUGUAGGGAGAGAGCGGCGGACAUCUAGGUGAUGCAUGCGGGGUCAGUGAUGCACCAAGACGAGUCUGGUGGAUUCCAGCAACCCGCCGCUGCAGAGAGCGAAGCCCGCUAGCUUACCGCCGGCCGAGAUGGCGCAUGGAUAGCGGAUCCCUUCAUACUACAAAACAUGACCAAGCGUUUAUAACAAAACCGGCAGUUUGGGAGCUAAACUAAGGAAUUCGAUGCUUGCACUAGCAGGAAGAAUUACAAACCCGCAUUUCCAUUGAGACUCCGAGGCUUCUGGAUGAGAAAGGAUGCCAUCUCCAUAAAACCUAUCAUACAUAGCUAACGGAGAGGGCCAGCUUGCGUUUUUUCCACCAUACUAGAUUGGUUUGAGUAGGCCGGUUGUGAUUCGUGAACCACAAGCUGUAACGAUGUUGGUGAGAUGCCACCGGAGCAAGCUGUCGGUGUGGGCCGUUCUCUGUGUGCUCGUGUUAUGCUGGCUCUACAUUUUCCCAGUGUACAGACUCCGGAGCGACAAGGAGAUAGUUGAUGAAGUGCUGCGGCAGGGACAAGUAUGGCAGAGGAACCAGACGGACAUCGAUCUGUUCAGGAAGCUGCUUUCAGAGUGCUGUGACCCAAGGAGAAUGUUUGCGGUGACCAAGCAGAAUUCACCUAUGGGGAAGGUCCUGUGGUACGAUGGAGAGUUUUACCACUCACACACAGUCAACAAUGAGACCUACUCUCUCUUUGUGCAGGAGACACCUCUUCAGCGUCCCCUCAAAAAGUGUUCAGUGGUGGGCAAUGGAGGGGUCCUGAAGCACAGCGGCUGUGGGAAGGACAUUGACCAGGCUGACUUUGUCAUGCGGUGCAACCUUCCACCACUGUCUAGGGAGUAUGUUGAGGAUGUGGGGACCAGAACCAACCUGGUGACAGCCAACCCCAGCAUCAUUGAGAAGAGGUUUCAGAACCUUCUUUGGUCGCGGAAAAGCUUUGUGGAGAGCAUGAAGGCCUACGGCUCCAGCUACAUUUACAUGCCAGCCUUCUCCAUGAAGCCGGGCACCGACCCCUCCCUGCGGGCACACUACGCCCUUGCCGACACCUCGUCCAACCUCACCAUGCUGUUUGCCAACCCCGAGUUUCUCAGGACCGUGGGAAAGUUCUGGAAGGGUCGCGGAGUGCAUGCCAAGCGCCUGUCCACAGGCCUCUUCCUGGUCAGCCUGGCGCUGGGGCUGUGUGAGGAGGUGACGGCCUACGGCUUCUGGCCAUUCAGCGUUGGGCUCGACGAGCAGCCCGUCAGCCACCACUACUACGAUAACGUGCUGCCGUUCAGCGGGUUCCACGCCAUGCCUGAGGAGUUUGUCCAGCUCUGGCAGUUGCACAAGAGCGGCACACUGCGUAUGAGGGUGGGACACUGCCCACCUCGGGAAGGGGCUAUAUAAGACUCAAGGGACCCUCCCCUAAUAAAUCUUCCCUUCCUUUCGCUUACAACCCACCAGCCCCCUGCGAUCGUCCCCAGCAAACCACCCGCAAACUACCACCUCUUUCUUCACCAUUAGCAUGAGAAUGUAACCCAUGGUUACCCACCCAGCCGAGAAAGCCCCCACACACCCCCUCUCUCUAUCCUGUCCUCCAUCCACUCUCACUAUGUGUGUGUUUGUGUGCGUGCGUGUGUGUUUGUGUGUGUGUGUGCGUGAGUGCAGAGAGGAGGUCUACUAACGGUCUCAGCUGGGUCUGGAGGAUUCUUUGUGUUUUGACUACUCAAUGUGACAUAGGGAGCAGCUGGGCCCAAUGCCCCCACUGAGUCUUUGUUAAACAGAGACAGAAGGAACAAUCCUAACCAAGAGGUUUUCAUAGAAGUCUUAAGAGAACAGACUGAAAGACUAGAAACACAGAAGGAAAAAGGAAAGGAGGAAGCAAGAUGUCCUGGUACCUAGGUCUCCUGGUACUAGGCUAUGGGUGUCCUGGUACCUAGAUGUCCUGGUACUAGGCUAUGAGUGUCCUGGUACCUAGGUGUCCUGGUACUAGGCUAUGAGUGUCCUGGUACCUAGAUGUCCUGGUACUAGGCUAUGAGUGUCCUGGUACCUAGGUGUCCUGGUACUAGGCUAUGAGUGUCCUGGUACCUAGAUGUCCUGGUACUAGACUAUGAGUGUCCUGGUACCUAGAUGUCCUGGUACUAGGCUAUGAGUGUCCUGGUACCUAGGUGUCCUGGUACUAGGCUAUGAGUGUCCUGGUACCAAGGUGUCCUGGUACUAGGCUAUGAGUGUCCUGGUACCUAGAUGUCCUGGUACUAGGCUAUGAGUGUCCUGGUACCUAGGUGUCCUGGUACUAGGCUAUGAGUGUCCUGGUACCUAGGUGUCCUGGUACUAGGCUAUGAGUGUCCUGGUACCUAGGUGUCCUGGUACUAGGCUAUGCGUGUCCUGGUACCUAGAUGUCCUGGUACUAGGCUAUGAGUGUCCUGGUACCAAGGUGUCCUGGUACUAGACUAUGAGUGUCCUGGUACCUAGAUGUCCUGGUACUAGACUAUGAGUGUCCUGGUACCUAGAUGUCCUGGUACUAGGCUAUGAGUGUCUUGGUACCUAGGUGUCCUGGUACUAGGCUAUGAGUGUCCUGGUACCAAGGUGUCCUGGUACUAGACUAUGAGUGUCCUGGUACCAAGGUGUCCUGGUACUAGGCUUGUAUGAGAGCAGACUAAAAGGGAGAAUGAAAGAUGUCUUGGUACCUUGCUCGUUCGAAGGAGUUUGUUAUUUUUUGUCUUGAACAACAACCCUUCACGGACAUCUUAAGCAACCAAUCAGCAUUGAGGUUCAAAGUAGGAUCCAAUAGAAAAGGAGAGUGAAGCACGAUAUCGAGCUCCUAGAAUGUUCCAUUUUACAGCCAAGCUGAACAGAUCCCUGUUCACUAAAAGGGAAGUCAAGAACAUUGCAGUGUUUGAUAAAUAUCUGUAUGUUAUUUAUAUUUGUUAAUCAUGACUUUAAUUAUACAUGUUUUUCAUUUGAUAUAGGUUGAUGUUCUACGUUGAUUUAGUAAUGUUACGAUUGAGAGCUGAGUAUGUAUUUAAAUCUUUUCACAAAAAUCCACUGCAGAGAAAAAGAUGUGAGCUUUACAAAUCAUGACCUCAUCUGUGUGUGUUCAUCGAGAGGUUGUGGCCUUGAAGGUUCACCCCCCGUUCACGCUACGAGUGCUUAUUGGUAUGGUCCACUUACAAACACACUCCAUUGACAAGCUACCAUAUCUUUCACUCUUGACUGAGUGAUGACAACACGGCAUGUUUCUGUUCAGGUGCCGGACACCUGUUCACAUUGAACUUGAACAUUCAUACUCUUCUUCAUCACCAUCGUCAUCGUCCUCACCAUCAUCAGUGUGCGUCUGAAUGUCAGGUCAGUGACCUGAACUUUGCUGUCCUGCAUUUAUUUCUAGGUGUUUUUUUUAUGUCAUUCAUAACAGGGAUUAUGGGAUCCUGUAACAGGGAUUAUUGGGAUCAAUUCCAUUUAAACUCGGUCAAUUCAGGAAGUAAACUGAUAUUCCAAUUGAAAUGGAAUUGACUCCAACCCUGAUCCGUAUACACAUACAAGGGAAUGAACAUAUGAUGUGUAGUAGGUGCUAGUUCUUCUGUCCUUCUGUCAUCAUCACCAAACAGUUGAGACAGUGGAAGAGGGCUGGCCCUUUAGGUUUUACAUGGACUCCUGUCUUGAAUUUUGUUAUGAUACGUUUAAAUGUUGUUACUGUCAUUGAUAUUUUGGUUGUGCAAAUGUGACCAGUACCAAAUCAUGUCAUGGGCCCAUCUAGGUCCGCAUGGGUCUUGCACGGAGUCUAGCACCAACACUGAAACAACAUUUAAACAACGUUUGGACUAACCUACAGGUACAGAACAGCUCAUGUGAAUUAUGAGGUUUCUUCAAACCCAUAUCUACUGUAUAAUGAAAGGUUUUUGUGCCUUCAGAAUUCACCAAGGCAAAGGGAAAUGCUAGACAUUACUGUAUGCUGUCUUUAGAAUGACAUUUUCCCUUGUGCCCCUUUUGAAGCUGAUUUCCACAAUCACAAUGUGACACUGCGACAUCACAGAAUAAUAUAGUACUACAGUAGAGAGGAUCAUAUCGGGAGGUGGUAAUACAGUAGUAUGAAUUAUUUGAGCCAUUUGAAUGUUUGAAGUAUUUCAAGUGUGCAUCUGAAAUGGCACCCUAAUCCCUAUGUAGUGUAUUACUUGUGAUCAUAACCCAUAGGGUGCACUACAUCUGGAAUAGGGUACCAUUUCUGACAGUACCAAGUCAAAAUGACCCCCUUGACCUCUAUAUGAAAACCAUUUGACUAAGGAAACAAGUCCAGAGUCUUAGAUUGAGCUGGUUGUUGUUGGACCAAGUCAGUUAAUGUUAAACCAAACCUGUUUAAAGUCUCUUCAUUGCCAGUCUUGAUGAAAACUUGUGCUCUCUUCCAACCAGGAAUUGAACUGUUGAUCAUUUUUAAAAACGAAUGUGAUUAAAUUGAUGACACGUAUUUGCACCUUCGGGCCCACUUUAUUUGGAUAGUCUGGAUAGUCCAUCUGUAGAUGGUCUUACUUACUAUCAACAAACUAUCUGUUGAGAAGCAACUGAUUGCUAAGGUUAGGGUAAAGGUUAGGGCUAGGGUAAAGGUUAGGGCUAGGGUAAAGGUUAGGGCUAGGGUAAGGCUUACUAGAUAGUUAGUUGACAUGUUAUCCAAAUAAAGUGUUCUCACCGUCUGGUUCCUCUGCCCAGUAUUGUGAAUGAGAAAUAUUUCACUGUGUCAUUUGCAGUAAGCAUGACUGUGACUCUGUAUGUGUUUUGGGGUUCUGACUUUCAAACUCAUUCUGUCCAUUAUUUUGUGAAGCGCCAUAUUGGGUUGAUUAUGCCCCAAAAUAAAUAGCGCAAAUUGUACCUCAAUAUCGGUUUUGCUGGCAAUCCCUUUUAGCCUUAGUAUGGGUACCAGUCAUUUGCCAAAGGACAGAAGUGGCAAGGAGUGGAAUGUUAGCUAACAAUACUGGUACUCAGUCUAUAUUAGCCUACUCUGGGGUUGAAUUGUGACGUAAUGCAAACACAAUGUGACGUUCUCAGCUACACAGUGUGUGUGAGCGAAUCCUACUUACUGUGUCAUGAAUAAGAUGACGUCUAGUUAACGAGGGCUUCUGCACAGUGCUACUUUGAAUCUUUCCUACGUAUAUUUAGAUGUGUUUUUAGUGUAUGCCAUUACCAGGUUCAUUUGGACAAUAGAUAUAAAUGUGUUUUCUUUGCUUUGCCUUGAAUUUGUUUUGGAAAAAUACUUUGGAAAGGAAAAAAAGCAGUGAGGUUUUUACAUUAUUAAACUGUUAAUGUGUAUUCAAACCUUGUGUCAAUCACCUUACGUCAGCUCAAUGCUGUUUUUGGCGAGAGUACCCUGCCUGAGCAUGUUCGAAUACAGGAAGUCAAAAUGAAGGACUGAAAUGUGUUUUAUGUGCCACCUGGACUAUGCCAAGAAAAUCAUUGCAUCCAAAUAAGAGGUAAACACUGGUAUCCAAUAAAGAAGGGGAUAAUAUUGAAUCAC
This is a messenger RNA of Oncorhynchus mykiss (rainbow trout), 5657 nucleotides long. The record is from RefSeq and is a predicted model, not a curated record. NCBI's taxonomy places the organism in Eukaryota, Metazoa, Chordata, Actinopteri, Salmoniformes, Salmonidae.